UUGCAGUGCACAAUCAACAUUGUCUUUGAUCGCGUCGGGAAGGUGGACCCUGUGACGAGGGGAAUGCAGAUUGCUGUUCAUUACAUGGGAUUUGAUGUUGAUGUGAAGUUUUGGUCGCAGCAUAUAUCUUUUAUUCUGGUUGGCAUCAUUGUCAUCACUUCUAUACGAGGCCUAUUGAUAACCCUCACUAAGUUUUUCUAUGCAAUUUCAAGCAGCAAGUCCUCCAACAUAAUUGUCUUGGCUCUCGCCCAAGUCAUGGGAAUGUACUUUGUUUCAUCUGUGCUGUUGAUAAGGAUGAAUAUGCCUGCAGAAUAUAGGUCCAUCAUCACAGAAGUACUGGGCGAGCUGCAGUUCAACUUUUACCACCGGUGGUUUGAUGUGAUAUUCCUUGUCAGUGCACUCACAAGCAUCGGCUUUCUUUACUUGGCCCACAAGCAGGGCCCUGAACGUGACACUGUGCCAUAACUCGGCUUCUUCGUGAAUGACAACACUUGUUUCACGUGGGCAUGCUAGGUAGACUUUCACACCUGACUGAGAAGUGCUUAUUGUACGAUGUCAAAUCCUGGCACACACUGAUCAGCCAUACUGCCACAAAAAUAUUGACAGGGUCAUCUGUGAAGACUUGAGGCCACUAAGGUAUUGCUGAAAAGAAGACUCAAGAGCCUGCAAUAAUAAAACAUUACUUAUAUUGUGUUCUAAUAAACUGUUCAUCUAUAUUUUCAUAUUCAA
Messenger RNA from Rhipicephalus sanguineus (brown dog tick), 729 nucleotides. RefSeq names its product Golgi pH regulator A-like. Gene Ontology annotation, biological process: intracellular pH reduction. Gene Ontology annotation, cellular component: Golgi cisterna membrane. NCBI's taxonomy places the organism in Eukaryota, Metazoa, Arthropoda, Arachnida, Ixodida, Ixodidae. The transcript has 6 exons. The record is from RefSeq and is a predicted model, not a curated record. The coding region runs from base 64 to 465 and encodes 133 amino acids. Gene Ontology annotation, molecular function: voltage-gated monoatomic anion channel activity.